AUGGUUUCUUUAGUUGAACAAGCUGCCAUUAACAGAACAAACCUUUUAAAAGGUGUCUCUCCAGAAAUUCUUUCUGAAAUUGAAAAAAUUGAAGAAAUUUUAACUGUUUCACCAGAAACUUUAAAGAAAAUUACUGCUCAUUUCAUUACUGAAUUAGAAAAAGGUUUAUCGAAAGAAGGUGGUAAUAUUCCAAUGAUUCCAGGUUGGGUUUUAGAAUAUCCAACUGGGGAAGAAACAGGUGAUUAUUUAGCUAUUGAUCUUGGUGGUACAAACUUAAGAGUUGUCUUGGUUAAAUUAUUGGGUGGUUCAAAAUUCGAAACUGAACAACAUAAAUAUUCAUUACCUGAUAACAUUAGAACUGCAAAAGCUGAAGAAUUAUGGUCUUUUAUUGCUGAUUCUUUAAAAGUUUUCGUUGAUCAACAUUUCCCAUCUGGUACUUCAAAAAAAUUACCUUUAGGUUUUACAUUUUCUUAUCCAGCUUCUCAAAAUGCUAUUAAUGAAGGUAUUCUACAAAGAUGGACUAAAGGUUAUGAUAUUGAUGGUGUUGAAGGUAAAGAUGUUGUUCCAAUGUUACAAGAUGCUUUAGCCUCAAGAAAUGUCCCAAUUGAAGUUGUUGCUUUAAUUAAUGAUACUACUGGUACUUUAGUUGCUUCAGCUUAUACUGAUCCAGAAGCUAAAAUGGGUUUAAUUUUUGGUACUGGUUGUAAUGGUGCUUAUUACGAAGUUGCUAAAAACAUUCCAAAAUUAGAAGGUAAAUACGCUGAAGAUAUUGAUCCAAAUGGAUUAAUGGCCAUUAACUGUGAAUAUGGUGCUUUUGAUAACGAACAUAAAGUUUUACCAAGAACCAAAUAUGAUUUACAAGUUGAUGAGGAAUCACCAAGACCUGGUCAACAAAGUUUUGAAAAAAUGAUUAGUGGUUAUUACUUAGGUGAAUUAUUACGUUUAAUUUUAUUAGACUUAUAUCAUGAUCAACAUAUUUUCAAAGGUGCUGAUGUUUCAUUAUUAAGUAAACCAUUUAUUUUUGAUACUUCAGUUCCAGCUAAAAUUGAAGAAGAUGCUUCAUAUGAAGAAUUAAAAGAUACUGAAGCUUUAUUCAAAGAAAUUUUAGGUGUCGAAACCAACUUAAAUGAACGUAAAUUAAUUCGUCGUCUUGCUGAAUUAAUUGGUAACAGAGCUUCAAGAUUGUCAGUUUGUGGUAUUGCUGCUAUCUGUAAGAAAAGAGGUUAUGAAACUGCUCAUUGUGCUGCUGAUGGUUCAGUCUAUAAUAGAUACCCAGGCUUCAAAGAACGUGCUGCUCAAGGGUUAAGAGAUAUUUUCGAUUGGGAUUUAGAACCAAAAGAUUAUCCAAUCAUUAUUGUUCCAGCUCAAGAUGGUUCAGGUGCUGGUGCUGCCAUUAUUGCUGCUUUAACUGAAAAAAGAUUAGCUGCUGGUAAAAGUGUUGGUAUUAAACAAUAA
Molecule: messenger RNA, 1455 nt
Organism: Hansenula ciferrii
Lineage: Eukaryota; Fungi; Ascomycota; Saccharomycetes; Phaffomycetales; Wickerhamomycetaceae
Gene: HXK2
Product: hexokinase 2
Exons: 2
Coding region: 1-1455 (484 amino acids)
Biological process (GO): glucose 6-phosphate metabolic process; glycolytic process; intracellular glucose homeostasis
Cellular component (GO): mitochondrion; cytosol
Molecular function (GO): mannokinase activity; D-glucose binding; fructokinase activity
Source: RefSeq, a predicted model, not a curated record